AGGAUGCGAAGCUCAGGACGUGGCGCUCUCACUGCCUCGUCAGGAUGCUGCAUCAUCAUCGCCAGCACACAGCCUGCCGUCAUCACGAUGUGAGGCCGCCAGUCAGCCGAAUAGUAGAAAACGGAUGUGGAUGACCAACUGUGCAUUGCUACUCACAAUUUCCGUGGCCUUCGAACUUCGGCGGACACUCGCCAACUUGAGGCAUACACGCCAAAGCCCGCAUCAGCAAAGUGCACCAUCGCCACCAAUUCGAGCCAGGCAUCAGGACAAUGGAGGACGCCACCACUUCUCCCGAUCCGCUGGGACUUGUCUCAUCUCUCUACGGCCCCGGCACGACUGGCGCUUGGAUGCUGUCGGGCCUGGCGCUGCUGCUCUCUUGGUCACUUGAGCGCAAGACAAGCGACGACUGGGUGCUGAGUGCUGACCUCGCCGCAUUCCUGCUCAUCCCCGCCGUGGCUGCUACCGAUAUCUUCUACCAGCUGUCUGGAACGUCUGAAGCCUUCCGCGGCGAUCCGACCGACACAACAUACUCGGCGCGUCAGAUGGCCCUGCAGGCGCCCUUCGUGCUGUGUCAUGACUUUGUCGGUGCCAUCAGCUUGCCGUGCGCCUUCAUGAUUGUCGCCAACCUGCGCGUAGGCGGCCCGCUGCUCAAAGCCCGCCUCGCAUGGCUGAUCCCCGUUCAAAUGUACUGCACGCUUGCAGUCAUGGUGGCCUACUCGGCGAACUCGGCGCGAGCUAACUACCAAGUUGUGCCCCUCGGCGGGUGGUCGUUCCACGUCGGAGACGGCCAGCAUCUCGUCAUCACGAUCAGGGCCGCCGAGUUCUUGUUCCAUCCGGUGGCAUUGUUUGCAGAUGGCAAGCUGGUCCGACGACUCGCCGUCUAUAACUGGGUGAAGAACGGGUUGCCUCACUUGCUUGUCACGCUGAUCUACUAUGUCUUCUGCUGUUGCGACAGCGUGGCUGUCAUGAUCCACUUCGCCAUGUAUACGGGGCUGAUGCCGCAGUCGGCGACGAAACUGGGCGAGCUGGACCAGACGAUUGCGCUCGUGGGCGGGUUUCUUGUGUUGGGAUCUUCAGUCAGUAGCAUCGUGAGGAGCUGGCAUCGGCUUCUAGACGAGGGGGAGACCAUGUGGUCAGUCCUCGGUCGAAGAUUGGGUCUGCUGUCCGACCCGAGCCUGGGCCAGCAAAGCUGGCCUGCUCCACAGAGAUAAGCUGUCUGACACGAGUCCAUCGACGAACUCUGCUCCCGGGUCUCAGGGAUUGACCGUGAUCGGCGACUCUAUUGCACACGGGACUUUCAUAUAGAGUAGGCCGUCAGAUCAUCAAGGAUCGCCUAGCGGAGCAUGAAUGCUGGUGAAUACAGGUCGUUCUAAGUGAAGAUAUGUGAUGAGCAUUAGGUUUCUCGCCACGGCAUACGAAAUAGCGACCACUCAUCUGGCGAAUGACGACUAGCGCAUCACAGGCCAUCGAAUCGAAUUACUUGCUGGAG
Messenger RNA from Verticillium dahliae VdLs.17, 1489 nucleotides. RefSeq lists its product as uncharacterized. Lineage: Eukaryota; Fungi; Ascomycota; Sordariomycetes; Glomerellales; Plectosphaerellaceae. The transcript has a single exon. The record is from RefSeq and is a predicted model, not a curated record. The coding region runs from base 270 to 1211 and encodes 313 amino acids.